This is a messenger RNA of Spinacia oleracea (spinach), 456 nucleotides long. RefSeq lists its product as uncharacterized. The coding region runs from base 1 to 456 and encodes 151 amino acids. The record is from RefSeq and is a predicted model, not a curated record. The transcript is spliced from 2 exons. Lineage: Eukaryota; Viridiplantae; Streptophyta; Magnoliopsida; Caryophyllales; Amaranthaceae.
AUGGUGAAUGAGGAGAUAAAUGAGAAUUUAAACGGAGAAGAGAUUCAGAAUGAAGAUGGCGAAGCAAAGAUGGUGAAUGAGAAGACAAAUGAGAAUGUAAACGUACAAGGGAUUCAAAAUGAAGAUGAUGAAGUAAAGAUGGUGAGUUUGGAAACAAAUGAGAAUGUAAACAAAAACGAGAUUCAAAAUGAAGAUGAUAAAGCAAAGAUGGUGAGUGAGGAAACAAAUGAGAAUGUAAACAAAGAAGAGAUUAAAAAUGAAGAUGAUGAAGCAAAGAUGAUGGUGGAUGAGGAUAUCAAUCAGAAUGUAAAUGGAGAAGAGAUUUUGAAGGUAAAUGACAAAGAAAAUAUUGUGACUGAGGAGAUAAAUGAAAAUUUAAAUGGAGAUGAGAUUCUGAAUGAAAAUGAUGAAGCAAAGAUGGAGAAUGAGGAUAUAAUUGAGAAUGCAAACCAAUAA